Molecule: messenger RNA, 3873 nt
Organism: Sporothrix brasiliensis 5110
Lineage: Eukaryota; Fungi; Ascomycota; Sordariomycetes; Ophiostomatales; Ophiostomataceae
Product: PAB-dependent poly(A)-specific ribonuclease subunit 2
Exons: 1
Coding region: 1-3873 (1290 amino acids)
Biological process (GO): mRNA processing; nuclear-transcribed mRNA poly(A) tail shortening
Cellular component (GO): P-body; PAN complex
Molecular function (GO): poly(A)-specific ribonuclease activity; nucleic acid binding; protein binding
Source: RefSeq, a predicted model, not a curated record
AUGGAUCCCGAGUGGACAGAGAUUGCUUGCGUGCAGCUCAGCUCGUCCAAUGGCGGCCAGGAGGAGCCCGCAGCCACGCCCGUGUCAGCGCUGGCCUUUGACACGACCCAGGAGCUGAUGUGGACGGGCAACAGUGAGGGCCGCGUGGCCGCCUUUUACGGCUCGGAGGUCCAGAGCUACGUGUCGUAUGUCAUGCAGCCGACGACCGACGGCGAGGUGCGCCAGAUCCUGCUCAACGACACGGGCGUGCUGUCGCUGGGGCCGCGAGGCCUGCACAUGGCGCUGCGCCGGGGUCUGCCGCUGUGGAACUGCCGCCACGAGGCCAUGGUCGACAUGUGCUGCAUGGCCUUUACAUCGGCGUCCAUGUCCGAGGUGCUCGUGGCCGGUCGGCAGCCCACGAUGCUCGUGGUGGACCUCAAGGAGGGCGACGUUGUGCGGCAGAUCGAGACGGCCGAGAACUACACUCUCAUGAAGCGCAACAGCCGCUUCAUCUGUGCGGCCACCGUCCACGGCACCGUCGACAUUAUUGACCCGGCGACCUUUUCCGUCCUCAAGAGCUGGACCGCCCACUCCGCCUUCAUCCACGACAUGGAUGUGCAGGCGGACUUUUUGGUCACGUGCGGCGCGACCUUGAAGCAGCAGGGCUCCGUCAUGUUCGACCCGUACGUCAACCUCUUCGACCUCAAGCAGAUGACCUCCAUGGCGCCGAUCCCCUUCCCGCCGUGUGCGGCCUUUGUGCGGAUGCAUCCGCGCAUGGUCACGACGGCGAUUGUCGCGUCCACAUCGGGGCAGAUACAUAUUAUCGACCUCAUGAGCCCGAACACGAGCAACGUCAAGCAAGCGAACAUUGCGUCGUAUCUGGCGCGCAUAGAAAUCUCUCCGACGGGCGAAGCCCUCGUGCUUGCCGACAGCGACUGUUAUGUGCAUCUCUGGGGCUCGCCGGCGCGCAUCCAGUUUACCGAGUACCCAACCAUGAUUGAGACGGAGACGGUCGAGCCGCCGCACAAGGAGACGGAGUGGGAGGAGUGGUCUGACGAGGAGAACGACGACACGCUGCCGUUCAAUAUUGUUGGUGUCCCGUACUACCGUGACGUGCUUCUGUCGGCCUUUCCCAGCCUUGUGUCGGACGUCGGCGCGCCGCCGCCGCGCUACGACCACAGCAUGCUCGAGGCGAUGACGCCCUUUGAACACGGCUGGUACGCACCCAACACAGCGGGCACACUGCCGAAUCAGGUCGAGGACACGCGCAAGGACGAAAACAAGACGACCCAGACCAUCCAGGCGCCCAAGUUCUUGAGCGAGCGGUCGCGCGACGGCGGCAACAGCAGUGCCGCGCAGCCGGCGUUCCCCAACAGCGUCGACGAGAUCGGUGCGGCCCUGGCGUCGUCGGAGCUUGCUAGUCUCGGCCCCGAAGCGCCGGGUAUGUACCGGAACGUGGAGAUCAAAUUUAGCAAAUUUGGUGUCGACGAUUUUGAUUUUGGCUAUUACAACCGCUCGCGGUAUGCCGGCUUGGAGAACCACUUUGCCAACUCGUACGCCAACGCGCUGCUGCAGCUGCUGCGGUUCACGCCGACGAUCCGCAACCUGGCACUGCAGCACGCCGCAGGUGCGUGUCUGGAAGACCAGUGUCUGCUGUGCGAACUGGGCUAUCUCUGCGACAUGCUGCAGAAAGCCGAGGGUGCCACGUGCCAGGCGACCAACAUGCUCAAGACGCUGAGCAGCCUGCCGCAGGCACACCAGCUGCGGCUGAUUGAGGAGGAGAACCCCAACACGCCCAUCACCGAGAUGCUGCAGAAUCUUACGCGGUUUCUGCUGACACAGAUCGCCGGUGACUUCAGCCGCAUGCAGCCCGACUCGACCGCCAUGGAGGACGCGCUGGCUACGUCGGGCAUCACCUACAUGCGGUGCAUGGCCUGCCGAAGCGAGACGAAGCGGCCCGUGUCGACAUACGUCAACAACCUCAAGUACCCAGCGCCACAGCGCACGACGAGCCGCGGGCCCAAGUUCCCCAAGGUGACGUUCUCGCAGGUGCUCAAGUCGAGUGUGGAGCAGGACUCGUCGACCAAGGGCUGGUGCGAGGUCUGCAAGCGGUACCAGACGCUGCUCAACCGCAAGACCAUCACCAGCAUCCCGUCGGUGCUGACGCUGAACGCCAGCGGGCCCCAGAACCUCAACUACCCGGAGCUGCGGCGGCUGUGGGGCACGCCCGGGUGGCUGCCGGACGAGAUUGGCAUCAUUGUCGACACGGCGGGCCAGUUCUUCUGCUACGAAGGGGAGGACUUGAAGCUGCACCUUCAGCGCGGCAUCCACGACAUCAAGGUGUAUUCGCUGAUCGGCAUGGCCGUGAGCGUCGACAAUGGCGGCCAGCCGGCCAAGUCGCACCUCGUCGCCAUGGUCAACGUUGGCUACUCGGAGCCCACGCCGCCGGAGCAGCCGCAGUGGCACUUGUUCAAUGACUUUUUGGUGCGCCAGACGUCGCCGGGCGAGGCGCUGUCCUUCAACACGAACUGGAAGACGCCGUCUGUGGUGCUGUUCCAGCUCAAGAGCGACAACAACAAGAUCGACAUGGAAUGGCAGAGCCGCAUCGACACGUCGGUGCUGUACAUGGACAACGAGAUGCCGCGGCAGCAGCAGCAGCAACAACAGCAGGCUGGAGGAGGCGAGGCCACGUAUCGCCCGCUGUCCCCGACGCACGAGCGGCCGGGCCCCGACACGAUUCUGGCGAUCGACACGGAGUUUGUAGCGCUGAAGCAGCCCGAGAUCGAGAUGAACUCCGAGGGCGAGAUGGAGACGAUCCGGCCCAUGACGCACGCGCUCGCGCGCGUGUCGGUCGUCCGCGGCCAGGGCAUGGACGAGGGCGUGCCGUUCAUCGACGACUACAUCAUCAUCAAGGAGCCCGUGGUGGACUACCUGACGCUGUACUCGGGCAUUACGGCCAGCGACCUCGACCCGCGCAAGUCGACGCACACGCUCGUGCCGCUCAAGCGCGCCUUCAAGAAGCUGUGGGUGCUGCUCAACCUGGGCUGCAAGUUCUUGGGCCACGGCCUGAAGCAGGAUUUCCGGGUCAUCAACAUCCAGGUGCCUAAGGCGCACAUCAUCGACACGAUCGACCUGUUCUUCCUCAAGACCCGCCUGCGCAAGCUGUCGCUGGCGUUCUUGGCCUGGAGCGUGCUCAAGGAGAACAUCCAGCUCGAGACGCACGACUCGAUUGAGGACGCGCGCACCGCCCUCAAGCUGUACCGCAAGUUCCUCGAGUACGAGGACGCCGGCAUUCUCGAGACCCAGCUGCAGGAGAUUUACCGCGAGGGCCGCGACACCAACUUCAAGCCGCCCAAGCGCAACGGCGACGACAACGAGCUGCGCCGUGGCACCGACACGCCGCCCGUGGGCGCGCCGGCGCCGGGCUCGGCCGUGAGUCCGCUCCUCGCGCGCAGCCAGCCGGCGCCGCCAAGCAUUACGGCGGCGGCUGUCACUGUGGCCAAUGCCAUCAGGGAGAGCAACAACGUCCGCACCGCCUCGACCAGGACACCGACCGCCCCGAGCGGUGGUCUCGGUGUGCCGGUGUCGGUCCCACCUACCAGCACGCCGGCUACGGGCAACACCUUGGCGCACAGCGGCGGUGGGAACAACGUCAACGUCAACAGCAGCAGCAGCAACAGCAGCAGCAGUGGUGGUGGCCGGCACUUUAACAGUCGGCCAAAUGCACACGGCCCUCUGCCCGGCGGACGUAUUCAUGGUGCCAACGGCGGUGGCAGUGGUCGUUACCACCCACCGAACUCGUACCGGAACAACCAGAGCGGGCAGCACGACGGCAACAGCAGCAGCAGCAGCAACGGCCACAGCGUGCCGUAUCGUCAAUACCGACGGGGCUAG